AUGUCGUCUCGUUAUCAAUCUACAGAUGUUGACCCUUCUCCUCUGGGCAAACCCCUCCACUUCGCAUUUUCGAACCGCACCGUCCCCAACCGCUUCCUCAAAGGCGCCAUGGCCGAGAACCUAUCGUCCUGGUCUCCCACAGACAUCCCAUCUCGUGGCGUUCCAUCCGCCAACCUCGUCAACGUCUACCGCCGCUGGGGCCAGGGCGGCGUCGGUCUCCUCAUCACCGGCAAUAUCAUGACGGACUACGUCCAUUUCGAAUCAAAAGGGAACCCUGUGAUCGCUAGGGAUGCAGUUUUUGAAGGGGAGAGGUUUGAGAGCGACGUUCAACUCAAAGUUUCUUUUGGCACCACCAGUUUUGCUAAACCCCGCGCUGCGACUCUCGAGGAUAUUCGCGAAAUCACAAAAGCAUUCACCCAUGCCGCAGUUUACCUCGAAAAGGCCGGUUUCGACGGUAUCCAACUCCACGGCGCACACGGCUUUCUCCUUGCCCAGUUCCUCUCCAAGACGACCAACCUCCGUACAGAUGCUUAUGGCGGCUCUCUGACCAACCGUGCCCGCCUCAUCGUCGAGAUCGCACAAUCCAUACGUCGCGCGACGUCUCCUUCAUUCAUCCUCGGCAUCAAGAUCAACAGUCAAGAGUGGCAGGAUGGGGAAGGGAGAGGAGCCGGUGGAUUUUGGAGUGCAGGCGAAUGUGGAUGGGUUUUUGAGGGAUGUUGGGGAUUAAACGCAGCGAUUGGCAGAGGACAAGGAGGGGAAAGAGUAUGGGUAUUUCGAUCUGACGGCUGUUGGAGCGUGAGAUUCUGUAUAGGAGUGUGCGACUGAUAGUACCAGUGAGUGCAGACAUUAAAUUCGAUAGCGUGUGGAAU
This is a messenger RNA of Stereum hirsutum FP-91666 SS1, 869 nucleotides long. Its product is annotated as FMN-linked oxidoreductase. The transcript has 3 exons. Lineage: Eukaryota; Fungi; Basidiomycota; Agaricomycetes; Russulales; Stereaceae. The record is from RefSeq and is a predicted model, not a curated record. Gene Ontology annotation, molecular function: FMN binding; oxidoreductase activity. The coding region runs from base 1 to 825 and encodes 274 amino acids.